Molecule: messenger RNA, 1278 nt
Organism: Protopolystoma xenopodis
Lineage: Eukaryota; Metazoa; Platyhelminthes; Monogenea; Polystomatidea; Polystomatidae
Source: the annotation of a GenBank genome assembly
UGUGUUGUAUUCCUAUUUUUCGUUAUUUUACGAAAUUUCACUGACGAAUCAACUAAUAUAGCUCCUAAAUUCCUGGAUAAGCCGAAGAUUAAGCAGGCUGGAAAAAACGUCAUCUUUGUAUGCCUCUUACAAGGUAAUCCGCAGCCCGAGAUAAGCUGGUUGAAAGCUGGAGUGGCCAUCACUGAUGGUGGCCGCUUUAAAUUAUCCUGCGUGCCAAGCGAGAACACCACUUUCACAUUAUCCUUAGAGAUCAGCCAGUUGACGACUUCAGAUGGUGGUGAGUACAAUGUCUUGGCCAAAAACAAGUUUGGUGACUCAACGGCAACCAUCAAUCUAAAUAUUGGAGCCCCAAAACAGCCUACAGGAAAGCCUCCAAAAUUUCCCGAAAAGCCAUCAAUUAAGAUGGAUAAGGAGCGCGGUGAAGUAGUUGUAACUUGCAGAUUGGAAGGAAAGCCAAAGCCGGAACUUCUUUGGUUCCUGGGUGAUCAGGAAAUUAAUCAGAUCCCUGGAAAACGGUACUGGACGAUAGAUGAUCAACCGGAAGAUAUUUAUCUUAUCGAGAUGCGCAUUGUCUCUCCCAAACCGGAAGAUGCUGGGCAGUACAAAAUUACGGCAAAAAAUAACUUUGGUGAAAGCAAUGCAAAUAUCUCACUCAACUUCCAAGCACCCAAACAGCAUACUGGCUCUCCUCCCAUCUUUGAAGUACCUAAAGUUACGCGAGUCUCGGCAGGAAAAGACGUCCAUAUUACUUGUCAAUGCACCGGAGACCCAAUACCAAGCUUCAACUGGUUGCGCGGUCGGACAAACUUCCUGACAAAAGCGGGAAAGCAUGAGCUGAAGCUGAGUAAAGAGGGCAACUUUCACCUCUCGGAGCUGUGGAUUAAAGAUUGGCGUGACUCACUGACUAUACCGGUGGAACGUCUGGGAAUGUACCAAGUUAACAGUCCAUCUCUGGUACUUAUCAUGCAUACAGUGGUCUCCGGACUAGCGAUUGAUGAAGUUGUUGUGAAGCACGACAAGGCAAACCGAAGGGCUGUGAUGGAGGUGAAAUUCGAGUCUGGAUCACGGCCCACCUCAAUUUGGUCUUUAGGAGGGAAGGAAUUAAAGUCGGGAGGUCGCUAUUUCAUCGAUGUGGCUCGAGAGGAUAACCAUUUUGUCGCAAUACUCGAGAUAGACGAGGCAAGUGUGACCGAAAAGGACAAUGGUGCUUAUAUAUGUGAUAUUUCAAAUGAUAUUGGAAACCUCAAAAAAACAGUCAACUUGAAGAUUGAAGAAUAG